Sinocyclocheilus rhinocerous is the source of this 2549-nucleotide messenger RNA. It is a transcript of the gene unk, whose product is annotated as unk zinc finger. The record is from RefSeq and is a predicted model, not a curated record. The transcript is spliced from 14 exons. Gene Ontology annotation, biological process: cell morphogenesis involved in neuron differentiation. The coding region runs from base 98 to 2287 and encodes 729 amino acids. Lineage: Eukaryota; Metazoa; Chordata; Actinopteri; Cypriniformes; Cyprinidae. Gene Ontology annotation, molecular function: mRNA CDS binding; metal ion binding.
UCCUCGCCAGAUCUGGCGCAUGCGCACAUCGAAAAAGAAUGCGGACUUCGCAGCUCUCCCAAUAUUAAAUUGUUUGAUGGCCAUAAUUUGAUAAAUCAUGUCGAAAGCACCAUCUCAGGCCGGUUCUUCGGGUGCCGCGGCCAACCUGGGACCUUCAUCGUCCUCCUCCUGCUCCUCACCCUCGGCAGGUGGCACGACGUCCCCCGCUAACGUGCUGCACGCACAGCCCGAGAAACCCCAGCACUACACGUAUCUGAAAGAGUUUAGGACAGAGCAGUGUCUCUUAUUUGUGCAGCACAAGUGCACCCAGCACCGGCCCUUCACCUGCUUCCACUGGCACUUCCUGAACCAGAGACGACGGAGGCCGGUUCGCAGACGAGAUGGAACAUUUAUUUACAGCCCUGAUGUGUACUGUGUUAAAUACGACGAGGGCACGGGGACAUGUCCCGACGGAGAUGAGUGUCCAUUUCUGCACCGGACAGCUGGAGACACAGAGAGGCGGUAUCACCUGCGGUACUAUAAGACUGGUUCCUGUAUCCACGAGACCGAUGGGAAGGGCCACUGCAGUAAGAACGGCCCUCACUGUGCCUUUGCUCAUGGCUCCCAUGACCUCCGUAGCCCUGUCUAUGACAUCAGAGAGGUUCAGGUGUUAGAAGCCCAGUCUGCUACUGGAUUGGUUGAGGGAACAUCUGGAGAAGGGCAGUCAGGAGUCGUGGCCAGCACUGCACUCAUAGAAAAGAUCCUGAGUGAAGAUCCACGCUGGCAAGACAAUAGUUUCGUGCUCUCCCACUACAAGACUGAGCUUUGCAAAAAACCUCCCCGCUUGUGCCGUCAGGGCUAUGCAUGUCCCUACUAUCACAACAGCAAAGACCGCAGGCGGAGCCCUCACAAACACAAAUACAGAGCCCUGCCGUGUCCCUCAGUGAAGCACAGUGAUGAGUGGGGGGACCCGAGUAAAUGUGAGAGCGGAGAAAGCUGUCAGUACUGCCACACGCGGACAGAACAGCAGUUCCACCCGGAGAUCUACAAAUCCACAAAAUGCAAUGACAUUAUGCAGAGUGGCAACUGUCCGAGAGGGCCGUUCUGUGCUUUUGCUCAUUUAGAAAAAGUGACUGUCAGUGAUGAGCAGCUGGCCGCACAAUGCAGUUCACCUCCUCUAGAAACUUCCUGCUCUGCUUUCUUAGAAGACUUCAAUCAGAGUGGGCUGAGUGCCGCCACAGAGGAAGGGCUGCUGGGAAGGGUUCUUUUUGAGGAGUCCUCCAGUCUUGACGCCAGUCCAGGAGGAGAGGGGGGUUAUGGGAAAGCCCCUGGGUUUGAGAGGGAAGACCAGGCCAGACAUAGAAGUUUUUCAAUGGAACAGCGCAGCAGAGACAUUUCAUCCAUGCACAGCAAACAGUCUGCAUUGGAUGAUCUAGACCUGAAUGACUUUGGAGUCUCGGCUUUUGAGAAAAGUCUGGAGAGUUCAGCUUUACCCAGCAUGGGCCUCAUGUUGGGAGGCAGUCAGUUACAGAGUUCAGCACCUGUUAACAUUCCUGGCUCCCUCAGUAGCCCCUCCCCUUUCAGAUCGCCCUCACCUUCUCCACCAAUCAGAGCCCACCACUCUCCAUUCCUCUCUGCACAGUUGCCACAACCCAGCCAAUCAGAGAGCAGCUUUUUGGGGACCUCCCAUGGUUCUUUAGGUUUAAAUGGCAUGAGCAGCAGUAUUUGGGAACAUUUUCCGACAUGCCAAAGUUCGCCCGGUACCCCUCCUGCCCUGCUUUCCACAGGGAGCAUGUACACCGAGGCGUCACGUCUCAAACAGGAAGUGGAGGAGGCACACAGGGUGCUGAAACACUGGGACCACAGCUGGAGACAGAUGGCUCAGUCAUUGGCGGUUUUAAAAGCAGACGCAGAGGACGCUUGUCUCUUGGCGGGGCAGCUGGGUAUGGAGGCGGAGCGAGUGCGGCAGGCUGAAGUGGAGGCGCAACAGCAAGCCGCUUUCCUGGAGGAGGCACUAGAGAGCCUACGGCACGCAGAAAACCCACAUCUCCAGCUUCACCAGCUACAGUUACUGCACAGACUUCCACUGAGCUCCAUCUGCAGCCUGCAGACACAGAUCUGCUCCUGCUUGCGCACUGUAGAACAGGCUGUGUUCAGGAAGCAGAGAUUAUAUUGUGUAUCUUGCGAUGAGAUGGGAUCAGUGACGUUGCCAUGCCAACAUGGCCUGCAUUGCGAACGAUGCGCAGCCUCGACAGAAUGCCCGCUGUGCACCGAACACCAGCAGAGCAUGAAUAUCCCGCAGUCAUAAUCCUAAUCUGCUAUAAUCCACACACUAGACACAAACCCUGACCCCUCACUAGAUCUCAUUCACAUUUCACUCAAAUUCCCAUUACAACUACGGCUAAAUGUAACCUACAGAGCCCAAAGCCUUAUCUUAACUAAAAGCUGAGACUUAAUUGAUAAAUAUGAUCUAGUUUGAUUAAUAUUGACCAUAUCAAUAAGACACGUCAUGCCAUAUCCUUUACAUUAGCAUGCAGUCAGUUCUAGACCUCAAUGGGACCAUUAUAUUU